Strongyloides ratti is the source of this 1035-nucleotide messenger RNA. Its product is annotated as Homeobox domain and Zinc finger, LIM-type domain and Homeodomain-like-containing protein. NCBI's taxonomy places the organism in Eukaryota, Metazoa, Nematoda, Chromadorea, Rhabditida, Strongyloididae. Gene Ontology annotation, cellular component: nucleus. The record is from RefSeq and is a predicted model, not a curated record. Gene Ontology annotation, molecular function: RNA polymerase II transcription regulatory region sequence-specific DNA binding; DNA-binding transcription factor activity, RNA polymerase II-specific. Gene Ontology annotation, biological process: regulation of transcription by RNA polymerase II; neuron differentiation. Bases 1 to 1035 code for a protein of 344 amino acids. The transcript has 4 exons.
AUGUCUGAAAAAAAAGAAGAAAGUUUCAUUAAAAUUAUAGAAAAUAAUAAUGAUUCUAAAGAAAAUAUAACGGAAUUAAAAAAAGUUAAUAUUAAUAAGGAGAAAUGUCAAAUAUGUAACUUUGAAAUAAUUGAUAAAUUUUGUUGUAUGAUUGAUAAUUUAUAUUAUCAUAAUAAUUGUCUUAGUUGUUCAAAAUGCCAAAAAAAUCUUUCUGAUUCAUUAACAUGUUUUUUUAUUCAUGGACAGAUAUACUGUAAAGAUGAUUAUAUUAUAUUUUUUACUAAAAAAUGUAAACGUUGUCAAAUUAAUUUAAAUGCUUCUGAUUAUGUACAACGAAUAAAUAGUGAUCAUUAUCAUCCUCAAUGUCUUACAUGCAUUUAUUGUCAAAGAAUUAUGGAAAAAGGUGAAAUUAUUCAUCUUCUGGAAGGUGAAGUUGUUUGUUCUAUGGAUUAUACAACAAUUAUGGGAUGCCCUUUAACAACAAAAUAUAUGAAGCCACAAAUACAAACAGCUGGAAUUUCAUUAGGUUAUGGAAUACCAAGUAAUAAUAUUGACAUAGAUCUUUAUAUUCCACAUCAUUCUUUACCAUUUUAUUGUAAUGAAAUGAUUGAUUCUAAUGGAAAAGGUUCAAAACGACCAAGGACUAUAUUAAAUAAUCAACAAAGAAAAGCAUUUAAAAUUGCUUUUGAAAAAAGUGCUAAACCAUGUAGAAAAGUUCGUGAACAGUUAGCUAAAGAAACAGGUUUAUCUGUUCGAGUAGUUCAAGUAUGGUUUCAAAAUCAAAGAGCUAAAAUAAAAAAAAUUAAAAAGAAACAUGAUGGUGGAAGUAGUGAUAAUCUAAUUGAUACAGAAAUGGGAAAUGAUUCAACUGGAAAGAUUGAUGAAAGAAAUUCCUCCAGUCCAUCAUAUAAAUCAGAUGAUAAUGAUUCAGAUGAUGACCUUAUAGAUGAUAAUAAGGGAAAAUCUGUUGAAUCAAAUCACGAUUAUCCAAUAGCAAAACUAUAUAGUAUGCAUAACACUUAUUUUGAUUUUUAA